Molecule: messenger RNA, 2138 nt
Organism: Adelges cooleyi (spruce gall adelgid)
Lineage: Eukaryota; Metazoa; Arthropoda; Insecta; Hemiptera; Adelgidae
Gene: Fa2h
Product: fatty acid 2-hydroxylase
Exons: 6
Coding region: 789-1787 (332 amino acids)
Biological process (GO): lipid biosynthetic process; fatty acid metabolic process
Cellular component (GO): membrane; endoplasmic reticulum
Molecular function (GO): heme binding; fatty acid 2-hydroxylase activity; iron ion binding
Source: RefSeq, a predicted model, not a curated record
CGUCCUGUUGGUCACGACAGACGCGUUUCCGUCGUGUUGGUGUUCCUUGCCGACAAUCGGUGUGUAGUGCGUUUGUUUACGGCUAAAACCUAUACAAUAUACCUACAACCGUGAACGUUGAAUAUUAUUUAAUUUAAAAAAUAUUCAUCUAUACAAUAAAAUAUUAUAAUAUUGUAUUAAAUAUUUUGUCGGGUUAUCAACAUUCCGUGCGGUGGAUUAAACACGCCCGCCCAAAUAAAAGUGAUAAAAGUCAAUAUAUAUAUUAUAUAGCUACAUGUAUAAAACAUAAAAGGGGAAUAACUAUUAAUUCGUACACGGAUAUUUUCGGGCGGGUCCGAGAGCGCACCGUCGCUGUGAUAAGAGUGAUAAAGUGGUACGAGCCACGAUCGCGGCCGGUCGUUACAUAACAGCUAUAUGCACGAAAAAAGGUAAAAAGACUAAUAGAGUACAAAAUUUAAUUAUGAAUCAACAAUUGUUCUUCGUACUCAACGUUAGUAGCAACCGCGCAGGAAAACGUUUUUCCGUCGUAAUCGAGUGUGUUUAAAGACUACCAAAACGGAUGUUCGCACACGGUAGUUUUUUUUUCGUUUUUGUUACGCCACAGCCAACUGUAAAAACCGGUUACGGCCGUGAAAUUGGUUGAUCCGCGUGUGUCCAUAAUAGGAUUUUUUUUUGAGUCCUAAAAAAAAUCUACCCAAACAAUUUUUAAACGAUUUUUGUCAACAAUGUUUGCGUGAGUUACGAGUCCCUUUGACGUUGUCACCACAGCCGUCAACCCAUACUCAACGAUGUCAACAGCUCCGUUUGUAGUCAAGCACGAUGGCAAGAAGCACAACAUCGAGCACUUCUUACGCUUUCAUCCGGGUGGCACUAAUACGUUGGCUGCGUUAAGAAAUAUUGACGUUACUGAUCGACUUGUUGCUACCCAUCAUUCUGCUGCUGCUUAUGAACUGCUCAAGGACUAUCAGGUCGAUGAACAAGAUGAACGUAAGCACAUCAGAGAAAACGGUGACUUGGAGAGUCUUGUAGACUGGAACCGGCCCAUGUUCUGGCAAGUAGGUUCGCUGGGUCCGCGGUAUAAAGAAUGGGUGUUGGCUCCCGUCGACAGAAAGCUGAGGUUAUUCGGUUCAGAUUUAAUCGAGUCGCUCACUAUUACCUCAUGGUACAUGGUGCCGUCGAUUUGGAUACCUGUGAUGUUAUGUUUGGUAUAUACUGGUUACCAGAGACUAAAGAGUCACAUGUUAGCCACUAGUUCAAUAUAUCAGUCGUCUACGUACGAUUACUUAUCGUUAGGAACGUGGGUUAUAUGGUCCACCGUACUUGGCCUAUUGUUGUGGCCUCUUAUAGAGUAUACAAUCCAUCGAUGGUUGUUCCACCUACAGCCGCCGGACAAUUCACCGCUACUCAUCACGUUACAUUUUGGCAUUCACGGACUGCAUCACAAGGUGCCAUUUGACGACCGACGGUUAUUAUUUCCCCCGGUACCCGCGGCCAUACUCAUAUCCGCUGCUUAUGCCAUUUACCUUGCGUUAUUUCCUUAUUGGAUGGCACCACUGGUAUUGGCCGGUAUGAUAGCUGGCUAUGUAACAUAUGAUUUAAUACAUUUUUAUUUACACUACGGGUGUCCCAGCCAAGGCUCAUAUUUGUACACCAUGAAAAGAUACCACAAUCAACAUCAUUUUGCGCACCACGAAAGCGGUUUCGGUAUCAGCAGCCAAUUUUGGGACCACAUAUUCGGCACAGCAAUUGCACUGAAAAACCUUAGCCGAUGUUUGAAAUGGUACUAAAGCGAGUACUAAUAAAACACGUGCCUUAUAUUAUGUAUUACAAAUUUUAAUUUAUAUAUAUAUAUAUAUAGGUUUUAUAUAUUAAAUAAUUGUUUAAUUCAUUUUUUUUUAACUCUCAAGCGUGGAGUCGCUCUCCUACCACCAAGCAAAUAUUUAUUAUUUUUAUUUUUUAAAUGAUUAAUUUAAAACUUUAAAGCCACACCCGAAGUAAACGGUAUAACUCAGUAUAUAAUUAUUGAAAUGUUUUGUUAUAAUAUUAUUACUAUAAAUAUUUAUACAAGGUCGCUUUUUAUUGCUAUUUUUGUUUUAAUAAAACGGCAUUACAAAAAACAAAUAAAAAAUCUAAAAAUA